Bolinopsis microptera is the source of this 846-nucleotide messenger RNA. RefSeq lists its product as uncharacterized. The coding region runs from base 1 to 846 and encodes 281 amino acids. Gene Ontology annotation, cellular component: plasma membrane. Gene Ontology annotation, biological process: neuropeptide signaling pathway. The record is from RefSeq and is a predicted model, not a curated record. Lineage: Eukaryota; Metazoa; Ctenophora; Tentaculata; Lobata; Bolinopsidae. The transcript is spliced from 3 exons. Gene Ontology annotation, molecular function: neuropeptide receptor activity.
AUGAAUCUUGCGGUAUCUGACGCAGUAAUGGCACUGUUUGGGGUGAUCUUCAGGGGUCGCAGUUUUAUUGGUACAGUUUCUAUUAAACAAUUGUGCGAAACUGGAGUAUAUCUGGCAUCCAUUCUGCCGGCAGCCAACUUCUUGUCAGUACUCCCUAUCACAACCGACCGACUAGCUGCUAUUUUCUAUCCUUUUAGCUACAAAACCCACGCUCAUCACCGCAGACAACAUCUACUCACCCUGUUAUGCUGGCUGUUUCCCUUAUCUGUUACAAUCGUUAUCGUGAUUUACCAGGAGAUAGCUAAGGUCGGCUCUGUUGUCAACUACUCUGCUGGUAGUGUUUGUGAACCUGCUGAGUGGCUCCGACACAGUAUCUUCUAUCAUUUCCCCACCGCGUUCUGUGGCCUAGGAACACUGGCGGUCAACAUUGUGGCUUACUCUGCUAUGUCGUGGAGAAUGUGCAGGAGCGAGCGAGUCGGAACUAAGAAGAACAAAAGUCUCCUUAUCAGAGCAGUUAUAAUGAUUGUUAUCUUCUCUCUAUCGUGGGUUCCAGCGUUCAUUAUCAUAGAUAUUGUCAAAAGGACUGGAACAUGUCCGCUCAAAUGGUCUGCGCAGGUUCUCCUUUACUUAAACACUCUAACAGAUCCUCUUAUAUAUGUCCUCACUCCUAAAAUGAUGAAACGGCUUGCUAAACAAGUAAGGUCGAUCCCAAACAAUGAGUCCGGGAUCGUGGCUGGUAUAACUGUAAGCAAUGAUAACGCGGUCCAGAUGGUCCCUUUCGUUAGGAACAAUCCUUGUGUUGUUUGCUCAAACUAUGGCUCGAGAAGCACCAGCAAGCCGGAGUGA